This is a messenger RNA of Drosophila hydei, 1021 nucleotides long. Its product is annotated as sentrin-specific protease 8. The transcript has a single exon. The record is from RefSeq and is a predicted model, not a curated record. Gene Ontology annotation, biological process: proteolysis. NCBI's taxonomy places the organism in Eukaryota, Metazoa, Arthropoda, Insecta, Diptera, Drosophilidae. Gene Ontology annotation, molecular function: deNEDDylase activity; cysteine-type peptidase activity. The coding region runs from base 88 to 888 and encodes 266 amino acids.
CAUUCAUAUUGUUGAUUGUAUCGAAGGUAGACACUUACAGACAUACACACAUACAUAAACACAACAGUUAACAUGUGUUAAGCUUGGAUGAUCGAGGCCGAGAUGUCCAAGACCAAUAAAAAAAUAAAAAAGAUGGCCAAGAAAACAGGUCAUCCACCUCGUGGCCUGCAGACGACAAAGCCCAAUGUCGAUGUUGACUAUGCGUGCGACUGCCAACUUAAUGACGAAAGUUCAAGUAAGCCGAGUGUUUCGUUGCGAUUCCAGAAUAUGUCGUUGCGCCACUCUGACGUCCAGAUGCUGCAGGGACCGUAUGCCCUGAAUGAGCGUCUGAUUGCCUUCUAUUUUGCGUAUUUGCAGACUCGACGCUACAAGAUGCAGUCGGAUUUACAUUUUCUGUCGCCCACGAUAGCCUACAGCAUGCGUCAUCUAGAAGUUCGGGAGCGCCGACGCCUAGUCCAGGGACUUCAACUCGGUAGCAAACCGUUCGUCUUUGUGCCGUUGGUCGAGAAUUCACAUUGGUCGCUGCUUUUGAUAGCGCGACCUGAUCGUAAGUUCUACUAUUUCGACUCCGAGAAUAAUCGCAAUAUGAAUCUAGCGCGCAUGGUCGUCGAAAAUCUACGGGUCACACUGUCUGCCGUUGAUUUCACCCUUACUGUUGGCCAUUGCCUCCAACAGAUCACUGAUCAUGAACACGAUUCCGGCCUCCAUUUCAUGUGCAUGACCGACAACCUAGCCGACUAUGUCACUCGCUGUGGCUAUGCCACCAGCACAUUGCUCAUCUCUGUCCAAGAGGUACGAGCCAAGCGCUCCUCGCUGCUGCACCUCAUACGGACACUCGGCGGCAUUAUACCAAUGCCUGACACCAAGUCCCCAUCCUUGGAACUGUGAGUUUUUGUUACAAAUUGGCAAUAUAUGUGGAAGGAUGAUGUCAAACCCAGGAAAUCAAGUCGACUCUCUUGCUACGUUUCUUAAGCCCUUUUAAUAGCGUUCGCUCGUUAGGCAAUAGUUUCAUUUAAUAAAC